Molecule: messenger RNA, 1968 nt
Organism: Musca vetustissima
Lineage: Eukaryota; Metazoa; Arthropoda; Insecta; Diptera; Muscidae
Gene: Ets96B
Product: ETV5-related protein Ets96B
Exons: 7
Coding region: 1-1968 (655 amino acids)
Biological process (GO): cell differentiation; regulation of transcription by RNA polymerase II
Cellular component (GO): nucleus
Molecular function (GO): sequence-specific DNA binding; DNA-binding transcription factor activity, RNA polymerase II-specific
Source: RefSeq, a predicted model, not a curated record
AUGGAUAUCGUAUUUGGCCAGAUCCUGGUUCAAGGAUCAAUAUUUCGUGGUGUUACAGCUAUUAACCCAACCGACUACGUCAAUUCGUCUAGCAACAGUGGCAAUAACACCAACAGCAGCAACAACAACAGUAAUCACAAUAAUUUGGUUUUGGAAAGUCUGCAUAGCAAUCGACAUCAUCACAUCGACAAUAUUAACCCUAUCAACAACAAUCCUUAUUCAUCCUCUCCACCGACUAACCAUCAUUCGGCGAUUGCAACAACACAAAGUGAUGUCUCCACAGCAUCCGCCGCAGUUACAGCGACAACAGGUCACAAAUCAUCUCAUUGCACCGGUAGUCAGGGUCGUGGUGGCAACAGUCCCACAAACCAUGAAAAAAAGAAAUGCAUAGAACUACAAUCUGGCGGUGGCAAUAGCAGCCAUCACAACAACAAUAACCACAAUUUAUUGGACACAACCGCCGACAUAGAUAAGGGUCACUGUUGUAUGGCAACACCAUUGACGAGCAUAUCGUCGAGUGUAUCUUCCACGGCGGUGGUUACGGCAUUGCCAAGUACAGAUAUAACACGUGAUCAAUGGUAUGUCCAUCAUACGCCCACACAUCCUCAACAUCAAUUGCCGGAAGAAUUUGUUAUGUAUGCACCUGCAUUGCCAACCAGCAGUUCCGCCUCAUCCAUUGGUAAAUUUGGCAUCGAAAGUACAACGGAAAGUUAUUUGAAUUCAAGAUAUAACGUGAAUGUCAAAGGAGUGCGACAUGAACGUACCACAUCUUUUUUCGACAUUCCAGCUGUGACGCACCCAUACCCAUGUUACAGAUUUCCAUCAUCACCACCUGCAGGGAUUUUAAAGAAAAACGAUGAAGAAAAUGCCUUUUGCAAUAAUUCGGUCGUUACAUCAUCCCUACAAUUUGGUCAACACUUUCACAAUUCCAAACCCGAACAUCCGGAUUCAACGACUACCUCGCAUCUAACCACCAAUCAUCACAAUCCCACGCCCCACCAUCCACAUCAUUCCCAUCAUCACCACACUUUUAAUCCACACCAUCAUCUGAGUCCACAUCACUCGUCCGCAUUCAAAUUUAGUCAUUCCGGUGUGUUGAGUUCUACAUCACCGCCCAGUGUCUAUCACCCCCAUCAUCAUCAUCACCAUCAGUAUAAUGGGCAGAAUUCAUCUUCGGCAUAUGGUUUGCGGUCAUCUUCGGAUAUCACUUCAUUGGCAUUGGCUCCCGUGUCGACUACAUCCGAUGUGGACGUCAAAUAUGAAAAUCCCUACAACACGGCAAUAUCUUCCACCUACACCCUCAGAUCGGGAAAUUGUGUAGAUUCGUCUACGGGUGUUUCAUCAACCGAUUCAGAUUUCAAAUUGGAGAGUUUGUAUGCGGCUAAUAAUGGCAUCACCACUAGUCACACUGUCAGCCAGCGCAGAGGUUCUCUACAACUGUGGCAAUUUCUAGUCGCCCUGCUGGAUGAACCGACAACAAACUCCAGUUGCAUUGCUUGGACGGGACGUGGCAUGGAAUUCAAACUGAUCGAACCGGAAGAGGUGGCACGUCGCUGGGGCAUACAAAAGAAUCGUCCGGCCAUGAACUAUGACAAAUUGUCACGCAGUCUUCGCUACUACUAUGAAAAGGGCAUUAUGCAAAAAGUCAAUGGCGAACGUUACGUUUAUCGAUUUGUUUGCGAUCCAGAAGCGUUGUUCAAUAUGGCCUAUGGUCACCUAAGUACUGGUUCAAAUGCAACAGGUGUCGCAGCUUCCAAAAUGGACUCCCAUCAGCAUCAACAUAACGUUCACAGUCAUCUAUUGCCAGCGGUAGGAAAAAAUAAUUUAGAGACCGGCUUGUUGCUGAGAGAUGCCAGUGGACAGAAUGUGCUGGACGACGAUGCAGCACAUCGUGAAAGGUCUUCCAUUAAUCAUGUCUCCAUGACGACAAAUAAACAUCACGAACAAUUGUAUUAUGGUAAAUUUUAA